UCUCAAGCGAUCCCCGCCAUCGCCCGCCUCACCCCCCCCCCGCUUGCCAUUGUCCUCGUCCGUUCAACGAUCAUGACUGUCCUCCAAGACUCACUGGCCGCCCGCUGGGAUGCUCACAAGCUGGUCAUCAAGAAGAAUUCGGCCAUUUCUCUGCAGGAGCUGUUUGUCGCCAAGGACGCUCAGAUCCUCUACGUCGCUUCCGGUACCGGCGUUCCCGCUGGCUCUGAUCUGCUUCCGUUCUUCAAGAAGCUGGCGGCGCAGAGCAUUGCCAUCCGCGAGGAGCAGGUGAUCUCGACCACCAUCGCAUCGAACCAGAUUGUCGAGGAGAGCAUCUUGACCGUCGUCCACGAGGAGCCCAUCGACUGGCUCCUGCCCAAUGUCAAGCCCACCAACCGCAGAAUCGUUGUUCCGACGGUAACCAUCGCUGGCUUCAACUCCGAGGGCCUUAUCGAGUCCAAGCGAGUCUACUGGGACCAGGCAUCGGUCCUGCGCCAGAUCAGCAUCCUGCCGGACUCGCUCUUCUGCCGUGCCAAUUCUUCCGAGACCAAGCUCCCGAUCCUCGGUGUCCAGAUCCAGGACCGUGUGCUUGAGGCCCAGAAGUACGCCUCGACCGCUGCCACCGAUGUCUCUGCCACUCUCCCGAUCGCCCCUGCUCGCGAGGCUGCCGCUGUCGAUGUCGUCGCUGAGGGGCUGGCUCGUGUGGCCAGACCCAGCCAGGCUUCGACGAUCUUCUCGUCGGAUCCUGCCCCGGCUGUGCGCACCUCGAUCUCCAUCGACCCUCGCCGCUUCCAGUCUCAAGUCACCUUUGGCGGCCCAGAGGCUCCCGAGAGCUUGCCGACCGUCCCUGCCACCACAAACUCCAAGCUGCAGGAUCCGUCAUUCAACCUUCCCCGUGCCCGCCCCUCUUCCCGCGUGCUGGGUGUUCCUGGAGGACCCACCUCGGGCAUCUUUUCCCCCGACUCCGAGGCUGCCCCGGCCCACCCGGUCGGUCGUCGUGAUCCCAACGCCUUAUCUCUUGAUGCCGCUCCGGCUGUGGCUCCCCGUGUGAAUCGCUCGCGCUACACCGGACGCACCAACCAGUCGCAGUUUACCUUUGGAGACGACUCUACCCCUGUUGCUGCCGAGCCCGCCCACCAACCUGCUCAUGGCAACUUCCGCGACCGUAACGCCCAGACGUCGCAGGCCAACACUCGUCCUUCCAGUCGGAUUAUGGCUGCUCCCGGCGGCGCAAGCAGCAUCCACUUUGGCUAAAGUGAUGCGUCUUGACUGCCGAAGGCUCGCUGUCACAGCCAGUGGAUGGCAAUACAUCGUCUGAGUGUGUCCCGAAACGACACACGCUGUAUUGAUGGCCGUUGGUUCUCGUUUUCUGAACCUUCAAUACACACACGUUAUCCCCACCCCACUGACG
Messenger RNA from Polychytrium aggregatum, 1408 nucleotides. RefSeq lists its product as uncharacterized. The record is from RefSeq and is a predicted model, not a curated record. NCBI's taxonomy places the organism in Eukaryota, Fungi, Chytridiomycota, Chytridiomycetes, Polychytriales. Gene Ontology annotation, biological process: polyketide metabolic process. The transcript is spliced from 4 exons. Bases 73 to 1251 code for a protein of 392 amino acids.